This is a messenger RNA of Rhea pennata, 1108 nucleotides long. RefSeq names its product mitochondrial amidoxime reducing component 2 (gene MTARC2). The transcript is spliced from 7 exons. Gene Ontology annotation, molecular function: nitrate reductase activity; molybdopterin cofactor binding; molybdenum ion binding. The coding region runs from base 24 to 1040 and encodes 338 amino acids. The record is from RefSeq and is a predicted model, not a curated record. NCBI's taxonomy places the organism in Eukaryota, Metazoa, Chordata, Aves, Rheiformes, Rheidae. Gene Ontology annotation, biological process: nitrate metabolic process. Gene Ontology annotation, cellular component: mitochondrial inner membrane.
AGGCGCCGCGGGCCGCAGUCGCCAUGAGCGGGGCGCGGGCGGCGCUGGGUGGCGGGCUGUGGGCGGCGGCAGGGCCGCGCUGGCUGUGGGCGGCGGCGGCGGCGGCGGCGCUGGCCGCCCUGCUCGGGGCCUGGCGCUGGGGCGGCGGGCGGCGGCGGCGGCGGGCGGCGGGCGGGCGGCUGCAGCGCGUGGGGACGGUGUCGCGGCUCUUCGUGUACCCGGUGAAGUCGUGCCGCGGCGCGGAGGUGCCGCGGGCGCAGGUGACGCCGAUGGGGCUGCGGAGCGGGGAGCUGCGGGACAGGUUCUGGCUGGUGACCAAGGAGGACGGGCACAUGGUGACGGCGCGGCAGGAGCCGCGGCUCGUCCUCGUGUCGGUCGGCUGCGAGGACGGCUGCCUGACCUUAAACGCCCCGGAGAUGAAGCAGCUGCGUUUCCCUGUCAGUCUCUCCAGGAAAAACCCCGUGCGCAACUGCAGGUUGUUCGGAUUGGAUAUCCAAGGCAGGGACUGUGGUGAUGAAGCAGCUCAGUGGAUUACCACUUUCCUGAAUACAGAGCCAUAUCGACUAGUGCACUUUGAACCUUCCAUGGUGCCAAGAAAGUCAAAGGAUAUAAUAAACCUUUUUCGAACCACAGAUGAGGUUGCCUACCCUGACUGUAGCCCAGUCUUGAUCCUCACAGAAGCUUCACUGGAAGAUCUAAACACCAGACUGGAGAAGAAAGUUAAGAUAGAGAACUUCAGGCCAAAUAUUCUUGUUACAGAUUGCCGUGCUUAUGAAGAGGACUCCUGGGAGGAUAUUCUUAUUGGUGAUGUGGAGAUGAAAGGGACAGUGUCUUGUGCCAGGUGUAUUUUAACAACUGUUAACCCAGACACUGGGGUCCUGGAUAGGAAGGAGCCACUGGAAACAUUGAAAAGUUACCGCUUAUGUGAUCCAUCUGAGCGACAUAUAUACAAAUCCAGCCCUCUCUUCGGAAGGUAUUUUGCUGUUGACAAAACUGGAACAAUUCAAGUUGGAGACCCUGUGUACAAGAUAAUCCAGUAAAGGGAGAUAGAUUUUGAUCUGAAAAUGCCUUUUCACUUUGAUAUUAAAUUGUUUUCCCGUGAACACAA